UCUCACUUCACAAACAUUCAUAUCUCCUACAUUUUUCUCUCGUUUUCAAGUUCUUUUUCGGGCAAUGAAUUCAGUGGACAGCUUGGCUGCAGGCAAGCCAGUGGUGAUUUUCAGCAAGGGCUCUUGCUGCAUGUGCCACUCUAUCAAGACCCUCAUUAGCAGCUUUGGAGCAAACCCGAUGGUUUAUGAGCUUGACGAGCUUCCCAAUGGGCAACAGCUAGAACGAGCACUGACAGCAUUGGGGCAAAGGCCAAGCGUACCGGCUGUAUACAUAGGGGAAGAAUUGGUCGGGGGAGCAAACGAGGUCAUGAGCCUCCACCUCAAGGGAAAGCUCGUCCCAUUGCUCAAGAAGGCAAAAGCCAUAUGGGUAUAGCCUCCCUCCUCUACAGCAUCAGGUGAACAUAACGAAGCUCUGAAUGACUGUCGGUGGUGGUAAUCUGGCUUUAGCAGUUUCAAUGAGAAUGGCACAUUACCUGAACAUGUCAUUGAGCAUAUUUUAUGUAACAAAAUCAAUGACUGCUCGAGUUCUCUAAGUUUGAAUUAUGUAUUACUACGUCUGUUAAUAAUGUGAGAGCUCAUAAUUAAAUGACAUUUGAACAGAGAUCUGAAUAUUUAUAGGAAAGUUAAGUACCAACUCUGUCAUCCAUCAAUAAAAUCUUUCAUGAAGGGGUUA
Molecule: messenger RNA, 673 nt
Organism: Ipomoea triloba (trilobed morning glory)
Lineage: Eukaryota; Viridiplantae; Streptophyta; Magnoliopsida; Solanales; Convolvulaceae
Product: monothiol glutaredoxin-S2-like
Exons: 1
Coding region: 65-373 (102 amino acids)
Source: RefSeq, a predicted model, not a curated record